This is a messenger RNA of Microthlaspi erraticum, 693 nucleotides long. Lineage: Eukaryota; Viridiplantae; Streptophyta; Magnoliopsida; Brassicales; Brassicaceae. The record is from the annotation of a GenBank genome assembly.
AUGACAAUAGCAAGCAUCUUGGAUCGAUUUACAACCGCCUACAAGCCCUUGAAGGAUCAUCCAAUCCCAAGAACAAGAGAGAGAAGUCCAACACCCAACCUCCCUCUCUUUCCUUGCAAUGCUGCACGAGCUAUACAUAGAAGAGGCAAUAAUCGCCAAGUCAUUGAAGACAAUGAAGAAAAAAACAGAGAGUAUGAGGAACAACUUGAGGAUGAAGAAGAAGAACAUAGCAUUGACAUUAAUGCUUCUUCAAAACAGAGCAAGGACACGCCUAGCUCAGCUGACCCUCGUUUCUCACCACCACCACGAAGCCAAGCUUCAGAGCUUCCAAGAUUGGAAUUGAUACAAAGACCACCACCUGCACCCAGUGAAGAAGAAGACACUUGGUGCUAUGAUCCCAUUGACCCCAACAAGAUAAGCCCCAUGAAGCUUAAGGAGUUCAAUGCUAAGGUUAAGUCACUAUCAUUCUAUGUUACUUUUGACGAAGCUUGGGACAAGCAUGACUUGGUAGAUUUCUUUUUCGCAACUGGCGAAUCUAAAGAGGAGUUACACAAGCUUUUUAAGCAAGCUCGAUUUCCCCUUGCUCCUCAUGCAGUCAAUCAACCACCGUCUCCACCAUCAACACCACGCCAUGAAUGGUAUGUCAAUUCCAUAUCAAGAGAGAAGCUUACUGAGUUCAGUCAGUUUUUCUAA